Messenger RNA from Danio aesculapii, 1470 nucleotides. RefSeq lists its product as uncharacterized. The record is from RefSeq and is a predicted model, not a curated record. NCBI's taxonomy places the organism in Eukaryota, Metazoa, Chordata, Actinopteri, Cypriniformes, Danionidae. The transcript has 7 exons. Gene Ontology annotation, molecular function: hydrolase activity, hydrolyzing N-glycosyl compounds. The coding region runs from base 126 to 1280 and encodes 384 amino acids.
UAACUGAGAGAAAGUCAAGUUCCUGUUGGGAUAUUUUUAAUUUGGGGACUUUUCUACACUUUUUAAUCUGCUUAGCGUAUAACAAAGCAAUAUUAGAGUGCACAUACGUGCAAUUUUUGACGUAAAUGUUCUCUUCCCUUCGAUUUAGAUAUAUUUUAAGAAAAGCGUUUCUUACAAGGAAACAGAUACGUGGACUAGUCAGAAAUCGCUCCAAAGGUUCUCCUGACGGCAGACACGGAGAGCACGAGGACACAGCAGACCGCUUUCAGGAAACUCACACCAGUAACUUUAGCCUGCGACACUUCUCUAACGCUACAGAAUUCAGCAUGAAGAAGCUAUUUGUGGACGUGGACUGUGGUGUGGAUGAUGCUCAGGCUAUCAUGAUGGCUUUGGCAGUGCCUGGUGUGCAGAUCCUGGGCAUCAGCUGCGUUCAUGGCAACACAUCAGUGGAGAAUGUCUGCAAGAACGUCCUGCGUAUUCUCAAAGUCUGUAAGCAUCUGGAGAUUCCUGUGUUUCGUGGAGCAAAUAAACCUCUACUGGGACAGGUGGUCGGCACUGGAGAUUUUCAUGGUAAAGAUGGGCUGGGGGACGCACCGGACCCUGAAGCUCCUGGUCUGGAUCUUGUCCAGAAGGAAGGCGCAGUAUCUGCAAUGAUCCGAAUAGUCAAUGAAAACCCUGGAGAGGUCUCUUUAGUGGCCACGGCUCCACUGACCAAUGUGGCUUUGGCAGUCAAACUCGACCCCUCAUUACCACAAAAACUUAAAGGCCUUUACAUUAUGGGUGGCAAUACUGACUCUCGAGGAAACACCACUAUGUGUGGAGAGUUCAACUUUGCAGCUGAUCCUGAAGCAGCUUAUAUUGUUCUCAAUGAAUUUGUUUGCCCGGUUUACAUUGCAGCUUGGGAGUUCACCUGCCACAGUAAAUUACCCUGGGAGUUCUGUGAUGGGUGGCUGGCGCAGGACACAGAUAAAGCUCGCUUCAUGAAGCAGAUCUUCCAGCACAGCAUGAAGAACAGCCACAGCGAGAGGAUCGAGAAGGAGCUGGUGGCAGGACAGGGUUUCAUCUCCUGCGACUCUUACGCCAUGGCGGCGGCCAUUGAUGGCACCAUCAUCCUAGAAAGUGAGCAGAGAGCUGUGACGGUGGAGCUGGCAGGAAACUGCUGCCGUGGGAUGAUGGUGGUGGAUCAUCUGGAUCUCCUUAAGAAGACUCACAAAGUCCACAUCCUCAAGAAGGUUGACUUAGAGAGGUUUAAAGAGCUCCUGAUGAACUCUUUAAAAUAGUGCUGACAUCCAUAGCCAUAUAUAUUAUUAUAUACAAGUUGAUAAUCAAUUGCUAUUGGCUGUAUUAUGUGAUUAUAAAAUCAUGAUGACUGAAAACCAUUCCCGCAUAGCUGGUUUAGAUUAAAAAAAAAAAAUGUUUGUUACAAGUUAUAUGAAGCACAUUUUUAUAAUUAAAAUACUACUGGUUUAA